Molecule: messenger RNA, 1259 nt
Organism: Cyprinodon variegatus (sheepshead minnow)
Lineage: Eukaryota; Metazoa; Chordata; Actinopteri; Cyprinodontiformes; Cyprinodontidae
Gene: boka
Product: bcl-2-related ovarian killer protein homolog A-like
Exons: 5
Coding region: 181-813 (210 amino acids)
Biological process (GO): extrinsic apoptotic signaling pathway in absence of ligand; regulation of apoptotic process; intrinsic apoptotic signaling pathway in response to DNA damage
Cellular component (GO): mitochondrial outer membrane
Molecular function (GO): protein heterodimerization activity; protein homodimerization activity
Source: RefSeq, a predicted model, not a curated record
GGGGGGGAAAUGGGGGGGAGGGGGGCUGACUCUAGAUCCUCAUCCUAAAAUGUAGAAAAACUUCUUUAUCAAACGAAGUUUUUCGCUCAGUAAAAUAUUUCUGCAUUUUUUACCUUCAGUAUUUUAGGUUAAUCUGCUCCAAUCUGUGUCUGAUCAUCGCAGCGCGGCGCAGGGCGCGUCAUGGAGAUGCUGCGGCGCUCCUCCGUGUUUGCGGCCGAGGUGUUUGACCGAUCCCCCACCGACAAGGAGCUGGUGUCCCAGGCUAAAGCUCUGUGCAGAGACUACAUCCACUCCAGGCUCCACCGCGCCGGGGUCGGCUGGUCCAAAGCUGAGCAGGGAAGCGCGGCGGCGGGGGGAAAGCUGGCGGAGGUGUCCGCGGUGGUCCAGUGGCUGGGCGAUGAGUUGGAGUACCUCCGCCCCAACGUCUACCGCAAUGUCGCUCGCCAGCUGAACAUCUCGGUGGCGAUAGAGGGCGUGGUGUCCGACGCCUUCAUGGCCAUCGCUGCAGACAUCUUCUCAACAGGCGUGACGUGGGGGAAGGUGGUCUCCUUGUACGCUGUGGCGGGAGCUCUGGCGGUGGACUGCGUACGCCAUGGUCAUCCAGCUAUGGUCCACACCAUCGUCGACUGCAUGGGGGAGUUCGUCCGCAAGAGUCUGACUCCAUGGUUGAAGAAGAGAGGCGGCUGGGCGGAUAUAACGAAGUGCGUGGUGAACACCAGCCCCCCCUUCUACUCCCACUGGUUGGUGUCUGCCGUCUUUGCCUUCGGACACUACCUGAAAGCUGUGGUGUUGUACCUCCUCAGGGAGAAGUGAAAGACUGAGUCACACUCUGGGUCUUCCAGCACGGUGUGCCAUAUCAGCCCCACAGGAGGAUCCACUGGAUGGGAUAAUGUUUACACUCUUCUGCACUGAGCCUCAGUCGACGGUCGCCUGACCUCGGCCGGCUUCGGCCCGUCUAUUUAUUGUUAGCUCUGCCUGCAUUAUGGCACACUGCUUUUAGAGUUUACACCAUCACACCUCGCACUGUGUGUAUUCCUCUAUAGGGGACUUGAUCUCCCCCUUGUGGCCAUCAAGGGUAAAUGCUUCACAUUUAUAUAUAUUUUUUUAAAUUCACACUUCAUCAUGGUGUCACUUCUUCAUGAGAUUACUCUCACUUUUCAGGCUUGAUUUAGUCAUUUCACAAGAGUGUGCAGAACUUUACUAGUGAGCUUUUUCUGUAUUUAUAGGAUUUGAAGGAAAGCGGUUAGCAGUUGUUCUGA